AUGGCCUCAAACAACAGAAACUGGGGAAUGGUUAUUGGUAACCCUCCUCACAAGGAUGAUGAAGACGGAGAGCUUGAGGUAGAAAUGCCAAUGCAAAUUCGGUAUGAUCAAAUGAGAAAUGUUGUACUGAAUUCUUCGGAUUUGAAUCUUGAACUGAAAUCAAUGAAACAUCAGUACAAUACUGAAAGCUCUGUGAGCAUUGGCCAGGAUAUUGUAAUUCCCAUUCCAACACCAACUAAGCUUUCCCUUGCUGAAGAUAUCUCAUCACCAAGACAAGAACCAUCAGCAAACAAUACGAUUAACAACGAUCUCAAUUCCAUCAAUGCAUCACUCUCUGCUGUACAACUACAAGAGGAUUCCUCAGUAUUUUCUCCUUCAAUAUUUAUCCACAACAAACAAAAAACUGUUAUUAACCGAAAUAAUAAGGAAUGGAUUGAGGCUCAAAAACCUGAGGUUUUAGAGCUUGUUAAGGAAGAAUUUGAGCAUGAUGAUUUAACGAAUAUGAGAGAGAGGCUGCGUGCCUUGGCUAGAGAUGAAAAGGAGGCACUAAAAAGAAGAUCCAAAUUAGCCCGAUGGCUGUCCUCGGUUCGAUCAUGGUGGGGAGGAAAUCGAUAUCAUCGCUACCUCGCUCGGUUCAACCCCUUUGCUCGGUCACUUUCCGUGAUUGAACACAGGUUUGGAAGCGGAAUUGCUACCUAUUAUGACUUUUUCUAUUCGGUCAUUAGAAUGAAUUUCUUCUUGUCUGUGUCCUGUUUUAUUUUGCUAAUUUUACCAUGGUUACUAAGGAAACCAGCAGAAUGGCCAGACAUUUGGAAUUUAGACCUAUUCCUUGGUAUUAUAGGAUCCAAAUCAAACAUGAUAGGUCAAACAUUUUUCUUUUUUGGAGGAUACGAAGAUCGGCUAGUGCUUUUCUCGACAGUUAUUUGGCCUUUUGCCUUUGUGUACAUAUUUGUGGUCAUUCUUAACUUUAUUAUUGCAAUUAUCAUAAUUUGUAGAAGUAUUGGAGCCAAGGUGACGAAUGUCCGUCGAGCAGAUGAUCGUAACAUUCGUUAUUUAUCUGCUGUGUUCAAUAGUUUUUCAUUUAGCGUAAAUACAAAACAAGGAGUGAAAGAUUUGCAAAGAUAUAUUGCUGCAAAACUUCAAGAAUACAGAAAUGCAGAUUUUGCGAAAGAGGCUGUCGUAUCAAGUAUGACCAAGAAAGAAAUUGCGAUUCUUGUCUUGAGAAGAGUGAUUGGCAUCUCUAUCAGCGGAUUAAUAGUUCUUGGAACUCCUGUUGGCGUCUCUUUUAUUGUGCAAUAUUAUGAUGUUAUUGAUGCAACUUUUCCUUACACAACAUCACUCCUAUCUUCUUUCAUUUCAUUAUUCUUUCCAAUAAUUAUUUCAUACAUGGUUGUAUUAGAAGCUUAUGCAGAACGAUCUACAAGUGAAUGGAACAUAAUUAUAAGAACUUUUAUUGUGAAAAUGUCAACCACAGUGGCUCUCAUGAUUCGACAAUUGUUUUUGUCCAACGAUGGCGGAAAAUGUGUUCAAACGGAAGCUGGUUUGGUUUUUUGGCAAAUGAUAUGGAUUGAAUUUGGUAUCAACAUGUUCAAGACAAUCGUUUUCACACCUAUUCGAUACAAAAUUGGACGUCAAUGCACAAUGAAGAAGAGUGCAGAUGAAUACGAGGCAAACAGACGUGGUAAAUUGGAGUUUUCUGUGCCAGAUCAUGUUAUUGAGCUUCUCUAUCGACAGAGUUUAAUUUUUGUUGGCAUGAUUAUGUCACCAAUGAUUCCCAUUGCAGGGUUGAUUUCGAACUUUAUUCUCUAUUUUGCAAAAUAUUUGGUGAUGAAGUAUGUGUGUAAAUUCCCAGACAAUCCUUUUGAGAGAGGCAGAAGUAGCCCUUUUAAUCUGAACAUGUUGCUUGUGACUUUUGUCCUUUGUUUGGUGCCACUAGGUUUCUUCUUGUUCCAAUCAUCAGGAAAUGUUUGUGGUCCAUUUAGAGCAUCCAUUCUCGCUUCAGAACAGAUGCCUGUAGAGGCAGCUAUGAACUCGUUGUCCAUGGCAUUUGCUUUUUAUCAGGAUGAAAACGCUGCCAUGACAUGGGAAAAUAUUUUGUUUUAUGCCACUCACAAAAUAACUCUGGGUUCUCUUGUUGCCUUAUUUCUUAUAAUUUCUUAUUUCCUUGCAAAAUUUACCAGUAUGUUCAGAUUGAAAUAUUUAGCAGCAGAGCAAAGAGCAAACUUGGAACGAAAAGAAAAAUUCCUUAUUGUUCGAGAAUAUGUACAUAGAACGAACGUAAAAUAUUGUUAA
Messenger RNA from Naegleria lovaniensis, 2292 nucleotides. RefSeq lists its product as uncharacterized. The record is from RefSeq and is a predicted model, not a curated record. Gene Ontology annotation, cellular component: plasma membrane. Bases 1 to 2292 code for a protein of 763 amino acids. The transcript is spliced from 2 exons. NCBI's taxonomy places the organism in Eukaryota, Heterolobosea, Eutetramitea, Acrasida, Naegleriidae.